Molecule: messenger RNA, 1714 nt
Organism: Penaeus indicus
Lineage: Eukaryota; Metazoa; Arthropoda; Malacostraca; Decapoda; Penaeidae
Product: N-acetylneuraminate 9-O-acetyltransferase-like
Exons: 11
Coding region: 68-1681 (537 amino acids)
Source: RefSeq, a predicted model, not a curated record
UUGUUUACGUCGCGUCGAGGAGCAGGUGGAGUAGACAUGAAAUAAAUGCUGUGCGCGGAGCAGAGCCAUGACUGACAAGGAACCAGAUAUGGCGGAGACGUUACCGCCGCCUGCUCCGAAGAUUCAGUUGCCUGUCAUAGAGGAACUUAACCUCUAUGUCAACUCUAAGAUAGCGAAGAUCAUCGCCACUGCGGUCGUGGUGUGCUUCAUCACUUACCACGGAUUCCUCCAUGCAGUCGAUGGAGGGGACUCCUGUAAGCGCUUGCUCUCUGAUGGAAGGUUCCAAGGUGCCCAUGUGUGGCAGCCCUAUGGUUGCAUGCUGCAUACAUACUCUAAUACGGAUUCAAGAAGAUGCAUGAGAUAUGUAGCAUUUUUGAAACAAGACAACCACAUGCUCUUUGUGGGAGAUUCCCGAAUCAGACAGCUAUACUUUGCCAUGGUCAAACAGAUAGCAGUGAGUCCACCCAAGUUCCCAGAGAAACCUCAUAAUCAUAUGCAGUACAACGAAACCAACCUUCACCUAAAUAUCAAGUAUCUGUGGCAGCCGUACAUGGACCAGGAGGUGGAUAAAUUGUUUGAUAAACUGAAGCGAAGCAAAAACUUGCCAAAGUUAAUUGUUAUGGGCAGUGCUACUCAUGCCAUCAAAGCAUCUAAUGGGUCUGCAACAGCACUGGAAGAAUACAAGAGGAAUUUAACAUCUUUAUCAACUGCCAUGCACAAGAUUGGCAAGAGAACCAGGCUUUUGUGGAUGUUACAAGACCCAGUUGCUCAUGAGAAACUUAACCCAGACAGAGCAGCUAUCACCAAUGACCAGCUAGAUUUAUACAAUAUGGCUGCAAUGGAGGUUUUAUACGGCACAGACGUCCGCCUUUGGUCUAGUUCCCGCUUGGUGGCGCAGGGGAGCAUUAGUGAUUUCUCAGAUGGAUUGCAUGCUGGAGUGCUUGCUAUCAAAUAUGAUACACAGAUUUUAAUGAACUUGUAUUGUAAUGAUCACCUAAACUUUGAUGAUGGAACAUGUUGUAAUUCACGUGAAGCAGUUACAAUGACACAGAUCGCCACUUUUGCUGCCCUUUGUUCUUGUCCCAUAAUUCUGAUUGCUGUGGCUGUAAAACAGUGGCUCUGUGUUUCCCACCAUGUUGGAGCAAUCAACACUCCCUCAUCAUCCAGCAAUGGGAGCUCCAGCUCUCAGCCUUUGAUGGCAGAAGCCAAAGCAGCCAAGAAGAAGCAGCAGCCAUCAUCCCAAGACUUUCUGAUGGCCCUUGGGAAAUUGGGGCUCAUUAUGGGCUACUUUUUCCUCUGUGAUCGAACAAGUCUGUUUAUGAAGGAGAACAAGUAUUUCUCACAGCUGAAUUUUUUGUUGCCGUUGGGUUAUGUCUUUGCUCUUGGACUUUUCUUCACUGAAGACACGUCACAAACUCGUCUCCUUCACAGGGAUAUGACAGAUGAGUGGAAAGGUUGGAUGCAAUUGGUGAUUCUAAUAUACCAUAUGACUGGAGCAUCACAGAAAUUACCAAUAUACAUGCAUAUCCGUGUCCUGGUAUCAGCGUAUGUCUUCCUGACAGGAUAUGGUCACUUUUCCUAUUAUUGGAAUGGCAGAGACAUGGGCAUUGUGCGAUAUUGUCAGGUGAGUAAUGAUAAAGUUGCUGACAGUCAUCCCAUAUAUGAACACAGUAUACAUUAGAUAUCUUAUCAUACCUAACAUCAUGUUUGUGAU